AGUUGUAUAACAUGCGCACAAAUUCGGGCUCAUGGUCCGUAAAUGCGCAAAAUCGAAAAAAGAAGGUGGAACCAAAUCCAGUGCGGCAAUCUUAGCCAUUACAGGCUAAGCAUCCCACGUUGUACUGGGAAAAAAACAAAAAAACAACCAGCGCGGCUUUCCCGACUUGAGCCACCAACAUCUGCUUGCAGCCCUUAACAGGGAGGAGAGGAAAAAGAGACGGCAUUUCUCCGGGAGGAGAGGAGGGCAACCUCUUUCUCUUUAUACUGACAGACAAAGACGACGUGCAGCGUUGGUAAAUUGGAUCGGUUUAAGCGUCUGUUAAUGAGAUAGACAUGCGGAUCGACCACCAACCUCGGAGGAUCUCAGUCUGCUCGGCUCCAGAGCAGCGCGGAGACCAGAUCUGAUGACCAGGAUAGACAACUUUGGAUUCUAGAUGCCCACAGAAAUUUUACAUCAGAUGCAGAUCAGAUGUAACUUGCAUCAUCUUGGAUAGUGCUUGCAUGUCCAACAAAAGGAUUGGGUACGAAGAGGUCGGAUUUCCAGUCCAUCCACAGAAUGGCCCAUGGAUGGGAUUCCUACUUCCAUGAUGUCCAACCUCUGUCAUCGGAUCCUGGUACUCUGAGGAGGACAUCAGAGACGGAAGGAACCUUUCCUCAGCAUCUUGAGAACUUCUUAGGACACCAUGAUUUCUCAGGAACAGGAGUUUCACAAGAAACCCCGGUACCAAACUCAAACUCGAGCACUAACUACUGCACAAAUAGAGGUAUUGAAAAUUCAAACUCGGACUGUGGUUAUGAAACAUACUGCAAUGACGCUGAAUGGCAAGCUGAUGGAGAACAUUUGGGAAAAGAUUAUUUGCAAAGAUGCGAAAAUAGGGAUUUCCCAGAUUUUGCCACUGAUGGGUUACCAGCAUCAGGAUCUUUUCCUUCAACUUUUGCACCAGAUUUACAAGGACUUAAACAAGACUGUGAAAUGCUAUCUAUGUCGUGUCUUGGGAACUACUCGGAUGUGAGCAGUUGUUCAGAUACAGAUGAGAGUGAAACAAGGCCUUCAUGUAAAUUCAUGGGAGUUAACUCAUUUUCAAGACAAAACAGCAGCAUUCUUUCAAAAGAUGGCUCACCAGAAUCCUAUUCCACAGAAACUGGAAAUAUGACUUUGCAGACUGAUGGCGUGUGUCCUAAGAUGUCAGAGACAAAUGUCAUUUUGCCAUCACAUAUGAAAGCGGAAGAAAAUCUUGAAUGUGUGCAAAACAAUAUGGAUGAUUUCAAAGAAUCAGUUGCAUCUUGCAGAGGACACACUCAGCCUUCUACCACCUCUUCAGUGUUGACAGAAAGUGAGAAUGUACAUGCAAGGGAUGGUUGUGAUAGUUUUCAAAAUCAAAAACCACAGGGUGUGAAGGGGGACUUCAAAGGAUCGUCAUCACCAGGCAUCUCAGUGGCUGAAAAUGUAACUAAAGAUGAAAUCAAUCACUACCCAGUCGACAAGGGUGAGGAGGACCAAAGCACAUUAGCUGCCCAAGACACAUUUGACAAUGAGCAAGAUCAUGCUGAAGAAAAAAUCCUAAAGGUGGUGAAGAUCCAAAGUAAGGGAUUUAGAAAUUCAAACUCAGUUGAUGAUUAUAUGAGAAAUGUCAGUGAAGAGAUGCAUGGCAAAAGCGUGGUACUAAAAAGGCUAAAAGAAGAACCAGAUUCAUUGAGAAAUAAGAAUUCUGAUGAACUUCAGUUCCCAGUUUCCUAUUCCAAUACGUGUGAAGAUAAACGCGUAGUAACUGACUGUCAGAAGAAAAGAGUCCAGAAAAAAAACUCUCCAUCUUCCAGUCCAUCAGCGAUCCAAGUUUCAAAAUCUAAGGACACUCCGCAUGAACUCGAUGAAUGCACUUUGGGCAGCAACAAUCAUGACAUUGAGUCUGGUUUGAAGUUACCUGAACACCAGUCUGAAAGGGUAGAUCAGAACAAUUGCGGUGAAAACCUUUCAAAGAUGAGCGAUGAAAAAUCCUGCUUGGAGCCAAAUAAAUCAAGCACAGACGUACCUUUGUAUAGAGACAUAAAGGAAGUUAAAACAUUUACAAAGAAAGCAGAGAGGGUAAAAACAGCUUCAGAAACAAGUGUAGCAGAGUUGUCAAAACCUACAGAAUUGGAUUGUAGUGGUCUCAGUGUGUGUAAAGAUACUGGUAAUGUAAAUGAUGUGGACCCUAACAUAUAUUCAGAUUGCUCAAGCCCAGACAUCCAUCUGAAUCUAGAAGUACCAAUAAGCCCAAUAGAGAACAAAACCCCAAGUCGCUCUCCAGAUCCAGAUUGCAGUUCCUCUGUCGAUUGUCAUUCUACUAUUUAUGAGGAGGACAAGAAAAGUGCUACAAGUCACACAGAUUCCUGCCUCCAGUCAAAUAGCUCAAGGACAGGCACACAGCCCUCUCUAGAAAUGGAAACAUCUUCACAAGAAGAGAAAACUCAAAACACUUCACCAGAUCAAGAUUGUGGCAAUCCCAAGGUCACUUGUGACUCUCCUUCAGUACAUUUUAAUCAUCUUGCUAGUCCUGCAGAAUCAUGUUCACAGACGGGUGGCUCUAACACAGACAUGCAUCCCUGUAAAGAAAUGGAAACAAGUCAAAAAGUGGCAGAAUGCCAAACCCAUUCCCAAGAUCCAGCAUGUAGUGGUGACAGUGUCACACAUGACAGUCUCUCUGAUAAUGCAGCUGACAAGAAAAAAGAAAGUUUAAUCCCUAAAACAGAAUUCCAAUCACAGUCUCACAACUCUUACACAAACAUCAGUCCCCGUCUUUCACAAGAGUCGGCAAGCCCAUCUACAAGUAAAAGUACAGCUUGGACAAAUCCAGAAGGCGACAGUAAACCAGCUGUGACCAGUUGUGUUCCCAAUCAUUUAAAAUCCAGUUCGCAUCAAAUUGGCUCAAGCACUGGCAUGACUUCACAUUCAGAUGCAGAAUGGACCAAUGCAGGACAAAAUACAAACUCAGUCUCCUUUCCAGAUGAGAACCAGUCACUACAUGAUGUUCCUAUGUCACAAGAACCGCAAAGUCCCACUGGAGAUGAUUUCGAAAACACAGGAGACUCAUUUGAACAUUUGCAUUCCUCCACAGAGGAUCAGUCAUUGUCUGGCAUACUGUUUGGUGAACCUUUGUCAGAGGACUCUUCAUGCGAUGCUGAUGAAGCAAAUCUUGUCUCAAGUCAGUACAAAGAAACUUUGAUUCACCCAAACAAGGAUGACAUGAGCCAUUUAGAGGACUACGUACCUCGGCUACAAUCCUCCCUAGGAAUGAGAAAAUUGCUGCAUCCUGUAGUGAUUUUGAAUAGCAUGGAGUCAACUAAUGGAACAAGCCAUUUGUACCAAUGUAAAGAUUGCCAAAACACAGCCCACAAUGCAGACCUUUUAAUUGAGCAUCACUACUAUUCCCAUCCAAUGCUCAAUUUUAAAUUUUGCAAGACUUGUAAUGUAUAUUUAUUGAGGAAUGGUCAAAACAAAAGGCAUUUCUGUGGUGCUUCCAAAGAUGAGCUCCCGCACAAGAAACGAAGAUUCUUUGGUCGCCACAAAUGUGCUAAGUGUGGACUUGUAUUUUCAAAAAUACUUCACUACAUUAAGCAUAUGCGGGGUCACACUGGGCAAACACCAUUUAGAUGUAAUGGAUGUGGGUUGUAUUUUGCACAGCCUGGUACCCUUCAGAGGCACCAAAGGAUAGCUGGUAGAUGCAAAUCAUCCCAACUGCCAGUUACAAACUCUGCCACUGCUACUAGUAAAACUGAAGUACAGCCACAGAAAGAUGUGGCCCAAAACAUUCCAGAUGAAAACAUGAGGACUUGCUAUGUAAAGCUCCUAGACAUCUCAAACAAAAAUCUGUGUCAUUUCUGUGGUAAAAUGUUCAAGACUGUGCAGAAGGCUAAAAAGCACAUGUAUGCUGUGCACAAGAAAAAGAGGGCAGCUCUCCUAUCAAAUCAAUGUGCCAAUGGUAAUAGUGGGAGUAUCCCUAAUGUUGAGAAUAACACAAGCGGAAGAUUUAAAUGUCCUCUUUGUCCACGAGUUUUCAAGCACUUCUACAACAGGUCUCGUCAUUUGCGGGAUUGUGCCAGAAACGCAAUUUAUGGUGGCAAGCUAAAAGUUGGCGACAAAUAUCUGUGUCCCCUGUGCAAUGCUGGCUUCACAGCCACGUCCAAUCGAUAUAGACAUGUUAAAGGUGUAUGCCUGCGAGAGUGUCUUAAACAUCUUGCAAAGGAGAAAGCUAAGUCCUACCCUGAGGCUGAUCAGGAAAACACUGAAGAAAAUGAUCAGAAUCCACAGUCGCAAGAAACUGUAAAGACUCUAAGGAAGAAAAGUCCCAAUCCAGCUUUAUCAGCUCCCAAGCCUGCGCCGUGUUACAAAUGCAGUCUAUGCCCAGCAUUCUUUCGUCAUCCUUCUGGAAAGUAUAGACAUAUGAAGAAACAUGAGCUUUUUAAACUCACUGGGAAAAUGUUCAGAUAUAAGAAUUCAGUUUCGUCCGUCAUGCCAAAACCUGAAACUUCAAGUUGCACAAAGACUGGAGAGAGCGCAGAUCAGUUGAAACCACCUCAAGAAAGCCCAAGUCCUUCUCUGAGCUGUCGCUUUUGUGGCAAAAGUUUUGACGUUUAUAAGAUGCUGAAAAAACAUGAACGUAAUCACCGUGGUGAAAGACCAUACCGCUGUUUGGACUGUAAAAAGGGUUUCAAGCAACAUGCACAUCUGAUUUCUCAUAAAAUGGUUCACCAGAAGAGGAUACAGUGCACAGUCUGCAAAAAGGUUUUGCCCACUGUUGGAGAGCUGAUCCAACACAGGAGAUCACACCUAAAUAGGGGAAAGCUUCAGUGCCCUGAGUGUCAAGUGCUGUUCCAGUAUCCAGCAUUUCUACUUCGACAUCUAAAAACCCACAGAAAUAAAGAAAAGAAGCUAAGAAAAGCUGAAAAGGAAAGGCCAUUAAAGCUGGGGCAGUCCUCCGAAAAACCACUGCAGUCUUUGGAGAAGCCACUGCAGUCUUUGGAGAAGCCACUGCAGUCUUUGGAGAAGCCACUGCAGUCUUUGGAGAAGCCACUUCAGUCCACGGAGAACCCACUUCAGUCUUCAGAGAAGCCACUUCUGUCCUCAGAGAAGUCACUCCUGCAGUCCCCGCCAAAAUCCCUGCAGUUGUCUUCGGAAAAGUCCCUGCAGCUGUCCUUGCAAAAGCUGCCGCUGCGGUCUUCGGGAACCACAAAAAACGAAACUGGAUCUGCUAUGGUGCAAUGUUCCUUAUGCAAAGAAGUAUUUGAUGAUGCCCAAAUACUAAGAAAACACUGUCUUACACACAUAUCAGCGUCUGCUUCAAAUCAAUGUCCAUUUUGCAAUAUAAAGCUUGCUGAUCGCCGCUGUGUACUGCGCCAUAUGGUCAGGCAUACGGGAGACAAACCCUUUUCUUGCGACAACUGUGGAAAACAGUUUUACCGAUCCAUUUACCUCAAACUUCACCAUCAGAAGUGCUUGCCUCAUCUAAUCACCUGUGGUGUUAAAACCAAGGAUAAAAUGAGAGCAUAUUGCUGUUCUGUUUGUCCACGAGCGUUUUUUAAAAAAGACCGCUGGCAAAGGCACCUAGAAGCCCACAAGAAGAAAUCUCUUAUAAUUUGUCCAAAAUGUGGGCAGUACUUUGGAGUUAAUAUGGUAGGUAAACAUAAAUCCCUCUGUGGGGUGACUCCCGAACUUCCCAAGAACGACACAUUGACUACUAGCAUUCCCAAGGAAAGAUCUUUAAAGACAAACAAAAAUGAACAUGAAAUACCUCCACAGUCUAAUAAAACUAAGAAGAGCCAAUUUAAAUGCCCUUACUGUACACAUUGGUUUAGAUUCAGAUCAUUAUUUUUGAGACACUUAAUUUCACACACUGGUGUCCAACCCUAUGCGUGUGUGCACUGUGGCCAAAGAUAUGGAAGUCAGACAAUGUGUUUGCAGCAUGAAGUUUUCUGUGAGGGCGGUACCAAAGUGGAAGAGCCAGAAGACAAAAGUGAUGGUGCAUCACAAAUGGACUUUCUCAGAGAGACGACAGAGAUACCCCAGACAGAGGAUGAAAAUGAGUUCAAGUGCAAGUUCUGCACCAAGAGUUUCAUGAAAGCGCGAAGCCUGAGAAGUCACAUUUUGACACACAAUGAAGCAAAGCCAUAUCGCUGUAAAGCUUGUGACAGCUGCUUUUCACGGUAUGAUCAUCUAAAAGUACACCAGGCCCGCUGUAAAGGUAAAAGGACACGACUAGAGAUCAGGAUCCCUAAAAUAAGUUUAGAUGAUGUUGGAAAAGGUUGGCAAAGUAGAACUGACAUCAAACCACCUGAAAAGCAGGAGACAUUUGAAUGUGAAGUGUGCUUGAGAAGCUUCCCAAGUCAGGCAAAACUUUCCAGACACUUCACUAUGUUCCAUGCUGUAAAGCCAUUCAAAUGUGCACGUUGUGAUUCUUCUUUCUCUCAUGAAAAAACGCUGAAAAAGCACAGGAAGGAUAGGAAAUGCAGAAGACAGAAAACAAAUGAUCCCUUUUCAGGAGAAACUAAUGAACCAAAAGAAGGUGCACCAAGCUCACUUGAUGGGAUCAGAAAUCGAAUCAUCUUGAGAAUCCAACCUUUUUUAAACAAAAAACUAAAGUAUGUAUGCAGUUAUUGCCCCCGUGCUUUUAAGAACAGCUGGCAGUUACAUGUGCACACCCGCCUACACACAGGCGAGAAGCCCUAUUCCUGUGAGUAUUGUGGACAGAGAUUUAUGAGGAAGGAUUAUGUGCCUCGUCAUCAUUUAAAAUGCUCCAAGAAACCUCAGCCCAGUAAGGUUCUCUGCGACCGAUGUGGAGGAUUUUUCCCCGAAGACAAACUUGAAAAUCAUAAAAAAAUCUGUGCUUUAAGACCAAGCUCACCAACAGCUCCUCAAAGCCAGAAGUCAAGUCAUCAAAGCCCACCAAAAGGCUUUUCUUGUGCAUACUGCAGUUCACGAUUUUUGCUGUUUUCACAGCUGCAGGAACAUUUUUUGAGUGCACAUAAGGUGGAAACAGCCAAUUCACCAGCAUCAACUGCUCCUUUACAACAACUUCUGUCCAACAUACCAAACAUCAAAGAAGAGCCUGUGGAGAAGAGUUGUGGAGAAGGGCUUAGUGAGAGUGGAAAUUUGAUCUGUAAACUAGAUGCAACUCUGAACAAUGAAACUCCCAAGGAAUUUGUCUGCCAAGAGUGUAAUUUGUCCUUUUCCAAUAAAGCUGGAUUAACUGGUCACCUGCGUGUACACUCAACAGAGCUUCCAUUUAACUGUAGUAUAUGCAAAAGGGGCUUCUGGAAUAAAUUUCUACUCCGAAAUCACUACAGGAAAUGCAGACCUAAUACCAUGCAGCAGCUGAAUGUUCCUUUGAAAGCAAAGAUUGACUUUUCCUUUAACAACAGAUCAGAGUCUUUCAGUGCAGACUCAAAAGCAACAACUCUAGAUGGAGAUUUAGAGACCAAUAUCUCAUGCAAAGAUGCCUCAGAGGACGAGUCGCCACAAACCUCUGAAGAAAAUCAAGAACAAAGCAGCCCAAGAAAAGAAAAGAAAACCGUUCAGUACCAAUGUUCAGAAUGUGAUAAAAGCUUCACUGAUGGCUUGAUGCUUAUUAGCCAUCUUGAGGACCAUGGCAGAGAGGAAGAAGCAAAAAAGCAGAAUAAGUGUACCAAGUGUGGCCGGAUGUUCUCUAGUCAAGGAAGUUUAGAAAAGCAUAUGAAGUUGCAUGGAACGAACAAGAAUUACCGCUGCAACCAGUGCUCCAAGAGCUUUUUCACCCUAUCUGAGGUUGAAAAGCACAAAACAAGUCAUGAUGUAACUAAACCGUUUUCUUGCAAGCUGUGUCAGCAACGGUUUUGGACUAGGCCAAUUUUAUGCGAACAUUAUGCAGAGGAUCAUAAAAAUGAAAUAUUUAAGUGCAAGUUCUGCAGCAAAGUCUAUGCAGUCAAAAAAUCACUAUCCAGACAUUAUAAAAAAUGGCAUCCAAAAGAGUGGAAGGAACGUUGGACUAUAGGACUGGUAAAGAGCAGCAGCAGCAGCGACCAAACUAGCAGUCAAGUGAAUACCGCUGGUGAAAGUGAUGAGGAUGAAAACAACGGCAGUGACAGCGACUCUGACUCUGCUCCAUACUUCCCAUGCCACGUGUGUGGCAAGACGUUCCCAACAUCCGAAAGUCUUGAGGAUCAUCAGCUGUGUCAUCUUGGUGAAAAGCCACACGAAUGCGCGGAAUGCGGUAAAUGUUUCUUCCUGGCUUCCCAGCUGCAGCAGCAUCAACGAAUGCACAAGUCUGAGUUUCAGUGUCAAACAUGUGGCAGGGGCUUUGUCACUCUCUUCGCACUGCGGAAUCAUAAGCAUACACAUGGAAAGAAUCGUCCUCACCGAUGUUCAAAAUGUGAGCUUAGUUUCACAGGACCCAAUCAGUUGGCAGAACACAUGUCAACCCACCGGGAAGAGAGCUUCCCCUGUGACAUAUGCAAUAAGAUAUUUCAGUCCAAGAGCAGUAGAGUUGAGCAUCGGAAAAGCCACUCCAAGUCAGGUGACAACGCAUCACCUGCACUUUCAAAGGAAGAGCAAGAACAGUCUGAAAGUUCAUUGGUGUACACAUCAGAGUUUAAAUAUCGCUGUGGUGUCUGCAGUGAGCGUUUCAGAGAUCCAGAGGAGCUCUCGGAGCAUGGUUGCAUGGAAGCAAAAGAGCGACCAUACUCUUGCAUAGACUGCGAUAAGCAUUUUCUUCAUGCGUCUCAUCUGAAGAAACACAGGAACACCAUCCAUCUUCCGUCAUGGUCCAAUAGAGAAUAUCCAUGCAAUCAGUGCAACAGCAGUUUUUCCUCCUCUCAGAACUUCCUCAACCAUCUCAAAAGUCAUGUUGAUGCUACAGCAGGAAUCAAACAAGAAGAGGAAACUUCAGACACCCUCAUAUGUCCAGUUUGCCAUCAGUGUUUUGCCACUGCCACUGAGCUAAUUUAUCAUUUUCCCACACAUCCUGAUACUACAUCUGAAAGAGGGAAGAAUAAAGUUCAACCAUCUGGAAGUGAGUUUAAAGAUCGUGAGCAUCAUUUGACAUCAGCAGCUGUAUACCAGUGCACAGAUUGUGGUGGGAAGUUUUUGGGAAGAGAUGCCGUUCGUCUUCAUAAUUGUUCCCAUAAACAACAGGCAGUAAAGGAAGGCAAAUCCUCUAAUCCAUCAGCUAAGAGUAUAACUCAUCAGGCAGCGGAAGAGAUGGAUGUGGACACGGACGAGGAGGAGGAGGAAGAGGAUGUUGAUGUCACAGGAGAGGACUUGCACAAGUGCCCUGACUGCGCAAUGCAGUUCUCCUCCAAAAGUAGUCUGCUGGAGCAUCAAAACAAGCGGCAUACAAAUGGGAAGCGAUUCAAAUGUGAACGCUGUGGGAAAUCAUUCGCCAAGCUGCCGUACCUUAAAAAGCAUGAGAGUAGACACCGUCUAAAAGAGACUGUUGACAUUGUAGUUCAGCCACCCCCCGAAAGCAAGUUCAGAUGUGCCCAGUGCACAGCUAGAUUUGAAACAGCCCAAGAUUUGUCUGUACACAUGAGAUUGCAUGCUGAAAAACAAGCUGGAGAGUACCGCUGUGACAUGUGCUACAAGUCAUUUAGCCAGCGGUCUCUUCUUAAGCAGCAUCAAGAGAGCCAUGUUGGGGAGGUUGUAUAUGAAUGCACAGAAUGUGACAAAGCCUUUGCUUUUCCACACCUUCUUGAGGAACAUCAGCAGACUCACACUGAUUCCUUGCAGUGAUGCUUACAACAUAAUAUGUACCAUUCUAAUAAGUAAGGUAUCAAAAUCUCUUCCUGCCUUACAUCUAACUGUGUACCUCUACGUGUACUCAAACUUUAAAUCAUUGUUUUUGCCCUUGCUGUAUAUUUUAGUAGCAUUUGGCAGACAUCAGUUUAACACAGCAUCUUGUUCUGAGUUGUAGUUGUAUAUAUUAGUUCAAAUGUAGGGAUUUGUAUAUAUAUUAGCCAUAGUUUUGUUUUUCUGACAGUGUUGGUAAAUCUCAGAUAAACGUGGUUAAAUAUUGUUUGAAUACAUGCCCAGCUUUGUGCAGGAUAAUAUCUUAUGUAAAACUCAGACUUCUAAGGUUUGACAUAUAUUUUGAGAUACUUUUUAGUCAGUUUUGUUGACAAUGUGUAAACUGGACUCAAUCUCGUUUAUUUUAAUCCCUUGAUGUUUUGUAUGCUAUGGCUAUAUCUGUAUCAUAUUAUAAAUAUGUAUACCUGCUGUAUAUACUUUUGUAAUUUUCAGUUUUUUUUUUGUGUUGGUCAAUAGUUGUUUUUUUUGUUUGUUUUAGGUACUGUGAGAGAUAAUAUUGUACAGACAAAUGUUCCAAUGGGAUGUUCUUUUCAAUACUUGAGCUCAAGUUUUUUUCUUUUUGUAGAUACAAUUGUUGAAUUCAUAGAGUUUAACUAGAAAAUACAAUUGUUGGCUUUUUUUUUGCUUUUGUUUUUUGAGGUUCUUUCAUUUGAAUUUCUAUGUACGUAGUUGGAAACAAGGCGAUUGGAAGUUAAUAAAUUGCUGACUUGUUCAAGAAAAAUUGAUUUCAGU
This is a messenger RNA of Cololabis saira (Pacific saury), 10548 nucleotides long. RefSeq names its product zinc finger protein 1035. Lineage: Eukaryota; Metazoa; Chordata; Actinopteri; Beloniformes; Belonidae. The record is from RefSeq and is a predicted model, not a curated record. Bases 559 to 9741 code for a protein of 3060 amino acids. The transcript has 4 exons.